This is a messenger RNA of Periconia digitata, 1320 nucleotides long. Lineage: Eukaryota; Fungi; Ascomycota; Dothideomycetes; Pleosporales; Periconiaceae. The record is from the annotation of a GenBank genome assembly.
UCUUUCAUAUCAAGUCGAAUUUUCUCUUCAUUCACGGCUGCAAACGGCAAGACUAUGGCUCCAUUGGAACUUAUGCAUCAGCUGGCAAAGCGCGACGAUGACGGACCGAGGAAGGCGACUAUGAGUAGACCAGACUUGACGCUCGAAGCAUGGGCUCAAGGUUUCAACGUGGGAAGUUUGAUCAUUCUCAUCCUCAUUGUCUUCUGUAACUAUCGAGGUGGAAUCUGGCUUCACAAACUGAUUCUGCUGGAGCUUGUCCUCGCUCUCUGGCACGGCACGUUCAUCUUCUUUUCGGACCCUUCGUAUGGAUGGUACUUGUCCGUCACCGCGACUCUACUCUUCAUAUCAUACCAAAUCCACAAUGUCGUUUCCUGGUUGAAGAUCCGGCCUUUCCUUCCGCGCUGGGGUUCCAUCCUCUUCAUCUCUUCUCUCAUGUUCGUACAGCCCUUCUGGGUCGUGGAAGCCUGGUCCAACUUCGAAUACUUCAACCACCUAGGCUCCAAAGCCAACAUCCGUAUUCGACCUUGGGAAGCGUUGCUACGUGAUCCAUGGUGGAUCUUCACAACAAUAUGGUUGAUCCGCGCGAUCCAGAAGUCGUACCAGUUCACUUUGAAAGCAUUGGUGAAACUCAACAGGAGGUUCGGCGUAUUGCUCGCAAGCAUGUUCCUCUCCAUUAUCUUCCUGGUCACGGACAUUGCGGUCAGCGCAGCUCGCGUUACUGCGUCAUCCGGUAUCAACCCGUUCUGGCGUUUCGCCCUCGUCUUCAAGUGCGCAUCCGAUGUGAUCUUCCUCGACGAUUUCAAGACUGUACUCGAUGAGAUCGUGGCUCACAGGUUCGGCGGUAUGACUGGCGGCUCGCGCCAUCGUGCGCAGAUGUCUCAAAAUCGGAGUGUCAACAAUCAUAGCAAUCUCGCCAGCCAACUUCGCAGCGGCCACCACCCUAACUUGGACCAUUUCCCUGGUGCAAGUGGUCCUGCUGACAAGGGCAAAAUUCCUCCGCAGGAUCGGGAAACCGGCUUCGAGACGCUUGUGUCGUCUGGUGCGCCUAAGCGACCGUCUGUCGUCAGGUGGCUAGAUCCAUUCAAGCAUCGUCAUGAUCGCAACAAACCCAAGCCUGCUACUGCUCAAGAUGACAACCAGAUCCAGCACACCACAGAAAUGUCCACGAGGAGUGAGGUUUGGGACGAGACGAUGGGUUCUCCGAGUGGCCAGCAGCCCCGGGUCGCCCCACCACCUCCUCCACCACCACCUGCUGUACUGGCAAGUCGCACGGCGCAGGGUACCAAGACCGCAUCGCCCCGUGCCAGCAGGAUGGCGUAG